AUGAAGAAAUCAAUCAAUGGGGAAAUAGUUAAUGUUUCAAAAGAACUCGUGAAGCUUUCGAAUAACUUAAUUACUCAAAUGAUGCUUGGUAUUAAGUAUUCUUCAAGUAAAGAGAGGGGAAAGGAAGUUUAUUUUCUGAUUAGGGAGGUCACAGAGAUUUCUGGUCAGUUCAAUGUCUCAGAUAUUUUUGGCUUUUUACGAAACCUAGAUUUACAAGGGUUUCUUAAAAAAUCUACUGAUAUAAGAAGCAGAUAUCAUAUUUUGCAUGAAAGAAUCAUCAAGGAGCGCGAAGAAGUAAGAAGCAAGGCGAAUAGUGAGGGCGGUAAUAAGAUGGUGAAAGAUUUUUUGGAUAUCUUACUUGAUGCAUCCAAAAAUAUGAACUCAGAGAAAGCUAGGAAAGAAAUAGAUUCGUUUGUGGGUAGGAAUGUUAGGUUGGUGGAUGAAUCUGAUCUUCCAUAUCUUCAAUCGAUCUUUAAAGAAGUGUUUUGUCUUCACGCUCCUGCAUCCAUGAUUGCUGGAGAAUCCACCCAAGAUUUCAUUAUAGGAGGCUGUAGUAUUCCAGUUAAAACUAGGUUGUUUGUGAAUGUGUGGUCUAUCAAUAGGAAUCCCAAGUACUGGAAAAACCAGUUGGAAUUUCAACCAGAAAGGUUUAUAAUACCUGAAGGUGUUGAUGGAAAAAGUGAUCAGUAUUAA
Papaver somniferum (opium poppy) is the source of this 693-nucleotide messenger RNA. Its product is annotated as cytochrome P450 93A2-like. The transcript is spliced from 2 exons. Bases 1 to 693 code for a protein of 230 amino acids. The record is from RefSeq and is a predicted model, not a curated record. Gene Ontology annotation, molecular function: heme binding; oxidoreductase activity, acting on paired donors, with incorporation or reduction of molecular oxygen; iron ion binding. NCBI's taxonomy places the organism in Eukaryota, Viridiplantae, Streptophyta, Magnoliopsida, Ranunculales, Papaveraceae.